AGGACGCCACAGCCAUGGUGGCGGCGUCUGGCCAGGACGCCACAGCCAUGGUGGCGGCGUCCUGACCAGACGCCACCCCUACUUUUCGUAAUUUUUCCCCCGGAUUAUCUCGCUUUCCGGCGACGAUGACGGCUCUUCGGUGUCCCUCGGCGAUCCACUCCAGCUCCACAUUUUUCGUGAGAGUGAAUUACGGUUUUGGUAAAAAUUAGAAAAAGGGCAAAAGAGUCAAAGUAAAAAUAUUUGUGGGCUUUAUGUGGAGAUUUGCGGGCGACAUUUAACAAAUCCCUUAUUCUUCAUGGUUAAAUUAUGAAGACCAAAGUCAAUUUUGCUUGUUCUUUUUACUUGUUUCUUAAUUUGGGCUAACCAAUCAAAGUUGAUUUGAUUAUGCUUAGCUCAAUAUCAAGCUUAUCUCACUCCUUAACGGCUAAGAAUUGAUGACUCAAAGUCACUUUUUGCUUCCUUAUAAUUGGUUGUCGUCUAAUACUCAAGCUUAUCACUUUAGCAAACUUCAUCUUAUGAUUCAUACCCUUAAUUUCUUUCAAGUUCCUGGAAUAAAAAUACUCCAUAUAUAUUUAACGUAUUACCGUACGUGCAUAACUACCGCGGCUAUCACGGCUCUUCCCUUUGCUUGAAAUGGUUGUGGUCAUCUCUUUCCUUGCCACCAAGCUCACGCACCGCAGCCACGUACUCUUCUCCUUCCUCCAUUCAUGGCAUGCUUGGUGAAACUAAGAAUGGUCUUUGAGACUACUCUGUACACGUGAAACCAAAUCAUGGUAAUGAGGAAUUAAUGAUGGAGGUUGAGAGUUCAGAUGAUAAAUAUGGAAAAAUAAGCGAGAUGAUGAUUAAGGAUGAUCAAAUGAGGUAAUCAUUAUGUCUAGCAAUUGUGUCUAGUCAUGUAUAUGUAAAUAUUAUAUAUGUCUAGCAACUAUUUUUAGUCUCAUAUGUGUGUCAAUUAUGUCUGGUUAUUGUGAAUGCAUGUGUGUAAUUUUAAAUGGCAUGUUGUUGUAUCACAUGUAUGUCUGUAUGAUAUGCUUGACAUGAUAUGAUUUAAAAGUGUGUUAUGUACAAAUGACAUGACAUGACAUGACAUGACCUUUUAUAUCCAUGCAUUGUAUAUAUUUUUAAUGAGUUAUGAUGUGAUAAACAUGUUUAUUGAUGUAUUUUAGCAUUAUGAUUUAUAUUAAUGAUUUUAUAUAUACAAUGUUCAAUUGAUUUGUGGGUCUCCCGAAAGUAUGUUAAUAAUCAACGAAUAACUUAUUAUAAGGUAAAUAACUUAAUAAAUGAAAGUAAAAAAUCUGGCGCGUCUAGCAGUAUGUGUUAUGUUUCGGUCAUGCAAUGCAUGUACCCAUGGGGCACCAACCCAAAUAUGUCGAGCACCUGCUCUAUGUUAUGGGCACCGGCCCAUCGCGGAAGACGUUCUGCCAUGUCAUAUUGUCCAGCGACUAGCAUUUCCACCAAAAAGAUUACGAAUUCCUGAAUUAUAUUAAAGGACUUAUGAGAACUCACAAGGAUACUCUAUUGAUGAGUAUUAUAAUAUGUUGAUAUGUACGAUAGUUUAUAUACAUGUCUUACCAUCAUACAAGGUGAUAAGAAUGCUAUGAACGACAGGUUUUUCUAGUUAUUUUGUUAAUUAUAAAUUAUGUGUGUGUGAUCUGUUUUGCUAAUGUCCCUGUUAAGUUUAACAAUAAUGAUUAUUUUACUCAAUUAAGUGCUACGAAUGAAUGAUUAUGAAAUGUGCCAAUGUGCUAUGAAUUUUUAUGAAGUUAUACAGUUGUUUAUUUAAUAUAAUACAAUAGAUGUAACUUUUGUCGACAUUGGAAAGUGAACUGAAUGUGGAAAAUAGGCGACUUACAGGUGGAGGAAAGUAUGUUAAUGAAAGGGGGAAACAUUCCCACACGAAUGAAAGUUAUGUUAUGUCCAAAACCUGUAAUUACCUAUAAUCUUACGUAAAGGGAAUGAUCCUUGCCGACACAGUUUUUUAAAAAAUAAUGAUGUUAGAUUAUUUUUGAACAACUUUGUAUGUAUGAUAUAUGCUCAAAUGAUUUUGAAAGAAAAACUACUUUUACAGGCUAGAGUAAUGUUACUGAGUUUUCCACAAAUUUUUGGAAUUUCCUGUAUUUUGUUUGUUUUCUAUUUUUAUGGAUAACUAAAGGGAUAAUAAUGACGGAGCUGAAGUUAAUCAAAAGUAAAAGCAUUAAAGGAGUUUACUUAGUUUAGGGAAUAUGGAAUCAAAGCUUAUUUAUUAUCAAUCAUCGAGAGCUGAGAUAGAUUGAUUAUUGUUUUAUUACAGUAAGGAAGACUGGAGUUGUAUUUUUUAUUGAAUAUUCUCCUUAAGAAGUAUGUUUAUUUAUGGGCCCAUAACCCAUAGGUGGCUAUGAGAUUAUCUAUAUAUAAUUGAUUUCGCUUUGUAUGAAGAGUAAAGAAUGGUUUAUCUAUUGUUAAUUAAUUCCGUUGCGAAUGACGAGUUAAAUACGGUCCGAUGACGUCGAUUAAAAGUCAAGGCGUUACAGUUUGGUAUCAGAGAAAAACUCUACCGGAAGUGCGGGUCGUAGACUCGCACCGCCAGAGUAUAAUCUUAAGGAUACAGAAGUUGAUUUUUAGGUUAUUGAAGAGUAUCUUUGAGAAAUGAAAUUAAUUUGAGGUUAUAAUUUUUGGGACUUGGAAAAUGAUUAGUGGGACAUGGAAGUCCAUCUUUGGGAUAUGAAUAUGAUUUGAGGUUAAGAAUUUUGGGAUAUGAACUUGAUUUGAGGUUUGAGUAUCAUACUUGUUAUUAGAUUUAAGUUAGAGGAUUUAAUUCAUAAGUAAUGUUAUAAUUUGAUUUAUGAGGUAAUAUUAGUUACAGUGAUUCUAAGUUAUGAAAUGCCAAGUUUUGAGGACAAAACUCUUUAUAAGGGUGUAAAGAUGUAAUACCCGAGAUUUUAAAACAUGAUUUAUUAUGCUCUAAUCUAUAUUAAAAGCUUGAUUAAGUUUUAAUCUCUAUUUUAACCAGUAAGAAUGUUUUAGUCUUAACUUUUAUUUUAAGAUUAUAUAAUCCCGGAAGCAAAUUUUUUUAAAGGAAAGUAAUUUAUUCCAAAAUUUAUUCGGGUAAAAUGAUAUUUUUAUGUUUGGUAAAAUAUUUAAAAAUUUGCAUCAAAACCUAUAUUUUUACGGACAGUAAAAUUACAAACAUGAUUUGCUCGCCAAAAGAGACGAAACCCACCUCUUGUUUCUUCAUAUCCCUCGCAGUUAUGAUAUUGAUGAUACAAAGUCUAAUUUUUAUUCUUUAAUAAUUAGUUGCUCAUAACCCCAUGAUUAUCACAAUAGCAAUUUGUUCUUAUCAUCAUUUUUUGUUAGACUUUAUAUAUAUUUGUAAAAUAUAUAGUUUACUUUAUUGGGCUUCCAACCCUAUUAGGCAUUAUGUAUAUAUACUCUUGUGUAUAAUGAGAAAACGACGGAAUUGAUUUCCUUCAUGGUAUCAGAUACUCUUUCGAUCCUUUCCUCCUAACCCUAGCCGCAUCUCUCUUCUUCUUCUCCAAUAAUCUUCUUCUUCUUCUCUCUUUCUCAUGGCAGACACACCUAAGUUUCAUCCUGCGCUCACCGUCACUAAUGUCAAGUCUUUAAUUCCCAUUACAUUAGACAAUGAGCAGAGCUUGUAUCAUUCUUGGGCUACGUUGUUUACAAAUCUUGUUAGGGUUCAUGAUCUUUAUGAUCAUUUGGUUCCACCAACGGAGGCAACGGCCAAGGCUGCAUAUGAUGCGGCUAAGAAGGCUGAUCCGAUCUCCUGGAAGCGAUUAGAUGCUGUUGUGUUGCACUGGAUUUACAACACCAUUUCUCCCGAUCUUCUCAAUGCCGUUCUCAAACGCGAAGACACGGCAGAAGGGGCAUGGAAGCGUCUUGAAUCCCUUUUCCAAGAUAACAAAGCUUCUCGCGCUACCCAUCUUGAGGAGGAUUUUGCUAAUGCUCUGUUCGAGGAUUUCAUCUCGAUCGAUAUUUUUUGCAAUCACCUCCAAUCUCUGGCGGACAGGUUGGCUGAUGUUGAGGCUUCGGUCACUAACGGGCGUUUGGUUUUGCGUCUCACGGGUUCCUUACCUGAGGCGUAUAGUGGUACGGUAGACUACAUACAAAAUCAAGAGCCUUUGCCUUCAUUUGAAAGUUGUCGUUCGAGGUUGAAAAUGGCAGAGCGUACUAUUAAAGCACGUCUGGCUCGUGAAAAUGGUGGUUCUGGGGGCCGUGCCGGGGGUGCCGCUUUAGUUGCGUCCGACUCUUCUCAAAAUGAUUCCUCUUCAAGAAAAAAUCGCAACAACAACAAAGGCAGGAACAAGAACAAUGGGAAGAAAAGGGGCAGCAGUCAAAUGGGUCAAACUCCAGUCAACCGCCACAUCAGCAGCCAUAGUGGCAACAGCAGCCACGUCAGCAGGGGCCACCUCAGCAGGGGCAAUGGCCACAGUGGCAACCGGGGUGGGGUGGAUGGACAAUUCCACCAUGUCCAUAUCUUGCUUUCUCUUAGCAACCAAGGCCAAACUAUGCGGCCCAACGCUCUUCUAAUGGGCCAGGUGCGCUUGGGCCUAGACCUCAAGCAUACAAUGCGAGUGUUCCAGCUUCUUCUCCUUCCACAGUCAGCUACACUCCAACAGACAUUGAGGCCGCAAUGCAUGCUCUUUCAUUCUCUCAGCCUGAUGGGAAUUAUUAUAUGGAUACCAGCGCAACGUCUCAUAUGACGGCGGAUGCAGACGGGGAUCAGACUAAUGAGAUGUGACAGUACCGGGGAUCUUUAUCCACUUUUCUCUAAUACUCAAGCCAAUCACUCAAAUCAGUCAGCUUUUACUACAUUCUCUACCGAUCUUUGGCACAAUCGUUUAGGUCAUCCUGGCGAUGCAAUUAUCAACACUCUUCGUAGUAAUAAGUUUAUUGAUUGUAAUAAGGCUUGUAAAUUUUUUUUCUCAUCAUGUCCUCUAGGGAAACAUUCUAAGUUGCCUUUCUAUGAUUCUUUAUCAUAUACUUUCUUACCAUUUGAUAUUAUUCAUAGUGAUCUUUGGACUUCUCCUAUUGCUAGCUCUUCCGGGCACCGUUAUUAUGUUCUUUUUCUUGAUGACUAUAGCAAAUUUUUGUGGACAUUUCCUAUUGCCAAUAAAUCACAGGUUAAACAAUUAUUUUUGUCUUUCCAUGCCCUUGUCAAAACUCAAUUUGAACGUCAUAUCAAAACAUUUUAAUGUGACAAUGGCAUCGAAUAUAUUAAUGGUACCUUUGAGCAGUUCUUUGAUUAACAUGGGUUACUCUUUCGUCUCUCUUGCCCUCACACAUCUCCAAAAAAUGGCAAAGCCGAAAGACACAUAAAAUCCAUCAAUAAUAUCAUUUGAACCCUUCUCUCUCAUGCAUCUAUGCCGCAAUCCUUUUGGCAUCAUGCACUCUCUAUGGAAACGUACCUUCUCAAUAUACACCCUACUAAGGUGUCAGAUAAUCUCUCUCCCACGCAAAUCCUCUAUCAAAGUGAUCAUUCUUACUCCGAUUUGCGUGUCUUUGGGUGUUUAUGAUUUCCCUUAUUUCCUUCUACUACAAUUCACAAAUUGCAGGAGAGAUCAACCCCUUGUGCUUAUUUAGGUCCGGCUUCUAAUCAUCGUGGCUCUAAGUGCUAUGAUAUGUCUAGUGGUAAAAUUAUAAUUUGUCGUCAUGUGCGGUUUGUAGAAACCGAAUUUCCAUUCUCCAAUCUACACAAACCCACUCCUUCAAGUUAUGAUUUUUUGAGUGACAAUGCCAUCCCCUCCAUAAUGCAUGCCAUCAAUCCAAACCCAAUACCACGACAACAUAAGCCUGAUCCAAUUCCUCAGCCCACUUCUCCAAAUUCUCAAACUGGGCCGCAGUCUCACACGGGCCCAGUUCGCUCUCUCUCUUCUACUUCACUUGGGCCGCAGUCUCACACGGGCCCAGUUAGCUCCCCCAAUGCUGCUCUCACUCCGGGCCCUGCUCCACAGCAGCCCAUGUUCUCCCCAACUCCUCUCAUGGACUCGUCAGCUUCCCCUAGCCCACAUUCUCAUGCUGAAAAUAUUCACUCACCAAUCUCUUCUCCUAGGCCCAUCAAUCCCAUGCUACACCGCAUGAAAACUCGUGCUAUCAAUGGUAUUUUCAAGCCAAAUCCGAAGUAUUCUUCCAAUUUUCACACCUCAACCACUACGGCUCUUUCCCCUAUUCCUAAAAAUCCCGUUAGUGCGCUCUGUGAUCAAAAUUGGAAAGAUGCAAUGUUGGAUGAAUAUAAUGCUUUAAUUGAUAAUAAGACUUGGGAUUUGGUGCCUAGACCACCCGAUGUGAAUGUUAUUCGGUCAUUGUGGAUUUUUCGGCAUAAGCAUAAAUCUGAUGGUUCUUUUGAGCGUUAUAAAGCUCGUCUUGUAGGUGAUGGUAAGACUCAGUAGCAGGGGAUCGAUUGUGAUGAGACGUUUAGCCCCGUGGUCAAACCUGCUACUAUUCGAACAGUGCUAAGUAUUGCUCUCUCCAAAGCUAGGCCUAUUCAUCAAAUGGAUGUCAAGAAUGCUUUCUUACAUGUUCAUCUUAAUGAAACUGUCUAUAUGCAUCAAUCCAUGGGUUUUCGUGAUAAAGAUCAUCCUGAUUAUGUCUUAUAUGGUUUGAAACAGGCCCCUCGAGCUUGGUAUCAACGAUUUGCUGAUUUUCUUGCUACUAUUGGGUUCACUCACAGUCAAUCAGAUCACUCUUUAUUCAUAUACAUGAAUGGUUCUGAUGUUGCAUAUAUUCUGUUGUAUGUCGAUGACAUUAUACUUACGGCCUCAUCUGAUCGUCAUCGUAAGCAUUUUAUGUCUCUCUUGGGUUCGGAAUUUGCUAUGAAGGAUCUAGGUCCUCUGAGUUUCUUUUUGGGGAUUGCUGUCACUCGCCAUGCCCAAGGUCUAUUUUUAUCUCAGAAGCAAUAUGCUGCCAACAUUAUUGAGCGUGCAGGGAUGUCGAACUGCAGUCCUAGUCCCACUCCGGUUGACACGAAGUCUAAGCUUAGUGCAACCGAUGAUACUCCUUAUGCUGAUCCGACUAUGUACCGUAGUCUUGCAGGUGCUCUUCAGUAUCUUACUUUCACUCGCCCUGACAUUUCUUAUGCUAUGCAGCAAGUUUGUCUUCAUAUGCAUGCUCCGACAAAUGAGCAUAUGAGUGCUCUAAAGCGUAUCAUACGCUAUAUUCAGGGUACUUUAUCUUUUGGUUUGCAUCUGUACGAGUCCGAUGUUGAUCGUCUUAUAUCGUAUACAGAUGUAGAUUGGGGUGGGUGUCCAGACACCCGUCGUUCCACCUCUGGGUACUGUGUGUUUCUUGGUGAUAAUCUUAUUUCUUGGUCUUCCAAACGGCAACCAACUCUCUCUAAAAGUAGUGCUGAAGCGGAAUACAGGGGCGUUGCUAAUGUGGUUUCUGAUUCAUGUUGGAUUAGGAAUUUAUUAUUAGAGUUACAUCGUCCCAUUCAGAAAGCUAUCCUGGUUUAUUGUGACAAUGUUAAAGCGAUAUAUUUAUCAGGCAAUCCAGUUCAGCAUCAGCGCACUAAGCACAUAGAGAAGGAUAUUCACUUCGUCCGUGAGAAGGUGGCUCGUGGUGAAGUUCGUGUGCUUCAUGUACCAUCCCGUUAUCAAAUUGCUGAUAUAUUCACUAAAGGGCUUCCGCGCGUACUAUUCAAUGAUUUUCGGGACAGUCUUAGCGUACGAGAAUCUCCCGCUACGACUGCGGGGGUUUGUUAGACUUUGUAUAUAUUUGUAAAAUAUAUAGUUUACUUUAUUGGGCUUCCAACCCUAUUAGGCAUUAUGUAUAUAUACUCGUGUGUAUAAUGAGAAAACGACGGAAUUGAUUUCCUUCAUUUUUUUCUUAAUAUUCUAGCAAUAAUACUUCACAAGGGAAUAAGAAGACAAAACCCACCUCUUACCUUCACCCCUUUAUUCUUCACGGCUAAAUUAUGAAGACUAAAGUCAAUUUAGCUUGUUCUUUUUACUUGUUUCUUAAUUUGGGCUAACCAAUCAAUAUCGAGCUUAUCUCACUCCUUCACGGCUAAGAAUUGAUGAUCCAAAGUCACAUUUUGCUUCCUUAUAAUUGGUUGUCGUCUAAUACUCAAGCUUAUCACUUUAGCAAACUUCAUCUUAUGAUUCGUACCCUUAAUUUCUUUCAAGUUCCUGGAAAAAUAAUACUCCAUAUAUAUUUAACGUAUCACCGUACAUGCAUAACUACCGCGGCUAUCACCGCUCUUCCCUUUGCUUGAAAUGGUUGUGGUCAUCUCUUUCCUUGCCACCAUGCUCACGCACCGCAGCCACGUACUCUUCUCCUUCCUCAAUUCAUGGCAUGCUUGGUGAAACUAAGAAUGGUCUUUGAGACUACUCUGUACACGCGAAACCAAAGAGAAUUUGAAGUAAGCGAUUUCUAUUAGUCAUGGCGAUUUUUAAAUCAUACUCAAGUGGAAGCAAGUAGAGAUAAGCUUUUCAGGUAUUGAAGCAUAUAUAUGACGGGGCUUGAGUGAACACCGAAUCAAGCUAGUUUCUAUUAGUUUACGACCUGUUUUAUGCAUUGAAUAUAUAUGGUGUUAUUUUAUAUAUGGACUAACCAAGGAUGUGGAUUUGGUUUGGUUUGAAUAAGCACCUUUAAUGGUUCCAAGUUGUAGUUUAAUUUUAAUUGACUUCGUUUGUUUUGGUUUUAAACUUCAUUUUUGUUUGUUGACUUUUAAGUUGACUUUUUUUUGAAUGGUUUUGAUUUUAAGUCUCCCGCUAUGUAUCUUUUCUAGUUGCCUUAGCCGUUUUAACGUUGGCGGUAAUGUCUUAGAUAUUCCUAAUUCGUAUUUUUAAAAGGGUAAAAGAGGUAUUUUAAGGAAAGGAAUUUCUAGGGUGUUACAAAGUGGUAUCUGGGAGCUUAGGUUGAGAUUUUAAAUUACCACUAACCCAAAAAUGUCUUUUUUUACUAUGUUUUAAACUUGGCCAAGUGCUAAUUUAAUUAUGCAGUGUUAAUUUUGUUCCAAUUUUUUUAAGUGGGACCGAAUAUUUUCUUUUUAUUUUAUUUUGAUUUGGAAAAAAAAUAUAUUUAGAAGACACUCGAAUUUUAUUUUAUUUUAUUUUGAAGUGUCCGAAUUUUUUUUGUUAAUAGGGCCGAAAUAUUGGCCCUUUUUCCCCUAAAUUUCAAAAAAAAUUUAAAGCAGGGUAAAAAUAAUUUAGUUUGUUAAUUUUUGCAGGAAGCAAGGAUUCAGGUCAGAAUUAUGCUUUAAAAGCUUUUAUUAAUAUGUUGGUGAGCUUGGGUAGGAAAAGAAAAGGGCAUAUAGGCUAAAAAUUUAGUUUCUUUCCUAUGUGCAUGAUUUUAUUUUGUGGUGUUCAAGCAUGUUGUAUGACUAGAUAUUUGUUGAUGAAAGCAUGCAAUAUGUGUAUUAUUACAUGUGAUAUUUCAAAAGUGUAUGAUUGAACACCAAACUUAAUUUCCUGCAAACACUGUGUUGUUUAUUUUAUUUUCUUUGGGAAGGGAAUUCUUUUCUAAGCCUUUUCCUCUACAGGAUGCCAAUCUUUCCUAGCAAAUUUACUCAAAUGGGAUCACUUGUUAAGAAACAUAAUGAACACUCCUACGACUUUGUAGAAAAGAUCAGAUACUUUUGUUCCUACAUGAACAAUGUCUUACGAGACAAAGUUUAUGACACUCCUGAUCGUAUUUCGGCUAUGAUUGUCCAUUUUCUUCCAGAGGAGCCUCCUUUAAUUUCUGUCAAAGAGAGAUUUUCUAAUUUUUACCUUCCAGGAGACAUUCCAAAUUAUUAUAAAUACAAAGAUUAUUAUGGCCAGUGGUAUCUAGAUUAUGCUUUCAUGACUAAUUAUCUCGUAAGAGUGCAAAAAGCUCAUUGUCAGCACUUAAAUCUUCCCUACCCUGACUACUACUAUGAUAAUCUAGUAGGGAACAAUCCUCCUCCUAAUCAACAACCAAGAAAUUCUUCUUCUUUGUCAAGGGGUAAUUAGGAAGAAAAUGGAGAACAACAAGAGGGAGAUAGUUCACUUAUGAAGAUUUCUAAUCCUAAUCCACCUCCUACUCCAAUAAUAAUAAAAAUUUCAUCUGAUGAGGAGGAAAAAGGGGAGUUUGUGCAAGUAGAACCUGAACCUGAGUCACAUGAACCAAUAGAGGAGACAAAUGAUUCUGACUUUGAUUCUUCAAGCUACAAAAAAUCCACUGACAAAAGGGAUAACGUCCGAAAGGAUUAAACUCCUAUAAUUUCUUUUCAGCAGGAACUCUUAGUUUAUUUUUAAUAUUGUCAUUAUUUACAGUCUAAGUAAUAAGUGGUAUGCCACAAGGAUUCAGUGAUGAACUUAUGAAAAUUCGUAAGUGAUUAAACUCAUUUAUAUUUCAGUAUUUUAUUCUUUCUUUACAUCAAUAAAAUUCCAUUUUAUUUCUUUAAUUCCUUCUUUCAAUUUAAUUCAUCCCAAUCACAAUAAAUAAUUCCAUCUCCAAUAUCUUUUCAUCACGUAUUACCAUCCUAAAUCUACAAACCUUCCUCCUAUUAAAUUUAAUUCAUAGUUUCAAGCCUUGAGGGUUCAUGGGAAUUAUUUUUUAUUUAUUUAUAUGAUGCUUUAUUAAAUGUAUGGUUGGUUAGCAAUCAAUAAUUAAUUGAUAAAGCUACGAAUUUCGGGAAUUCUACUACUUAUACCCCAAAAUUCACUAGCUUCAAAAUUAUUGUGAAUGUUUUAAGGAUAUUAAUGCAUAAUUGAGUGUAUGCCUUGGGAGCUAACCUAAUCCAUAUUUAAUUUAGAGCCUUAUUCUUUAAUUCAAGAGAAGAAAGAUGGCAGGGGGAAGCAACACUAACACCGAUGAAAACAAACUUAGUGAACUUAGUGCAGUUAGCAAGAAACUCAAAUGGUAAUGGGGAUGCCCAGGGGGAUCUUUUUAAGAGGGUGGCUCAUAGUAAGCCACUAACAUAUCAAGGAGAGCCUAAUCUUACUAUAUUGGAAAACUGGUUGAGGGUGUUUGAGAAGCUGUUUGGAGCUGUAGGAUGCCCUGAAAAUUCAAAAGUAAGUUGUGCUACCUACUAUCUGAGGGGUGAGGUUGACCUUUGGUGGAAACAAAAUGAAACUACAAUUAGAGCACUACCUGGAUUCAAUUAAGCUAAGUUCCAAGAAAAGGUGAGAGACAAGUUUUACCCUAUCUUUUUGCAAAAGGAGUUCUCAAACCUUAAGAUGGAAAAGAUGCCAGUUACUGAAUACUACACCAAGUUUAUUGAGUUGUCCCGUUUUGCUGAAGAGUCUGUUGCUAAAGAAAAGGCAAAGGCUAGAAAGUUUGAGAGUAGCUUGACUACUGAUUUGCAGUUAAAGCCGUGCGGGCAAGUGUUUGAGACCUUGGAUGAAGUAUAUGGAAGGGCCGCACACCUUUACGCAUUGGAGGAGAAGAAAAAGAAGGAGUUAGCUGAGAUAGAAGGAAGAGAGAAGAGGAAGGAGGUGGGGCAAGUUUUUGUUAACCAACAGGGAAACCAAAAUGGUUUUAAGAAGUAGAAGUACCACCAAAAUUACAAUAACUUCCACAACAGUAACAACUUCUAGGGAAAUAAUCGUCAGGGAGGACGUAAUAACAAUGUAGGGGCUAGAAACCAUAAUCAAGGGAAUAACAAGAAUGGGAGGACUUAUUAUUGUAAGAGGUGUAGAAAUAAUCACCUUGGAAAGGAUUGCAAAGGCAAUUUGCUUGCUUGUAGCGCUUGUAAUAAGCUUGGGGCAUAGGGAAUAUAAGUGUUUCUCCAACAAUACUAAUGGGAACAGGAAGAACAACAAUAAUUCAAGAGGAAACUAGAGGAAUUUCCAAGGGAACAACAAAAACUUUACUGAGAAUAAGGGAGUGCAACAAAAUGGGGUGAAGAGCAAUAACAAUAACAGUGGGAACAAUCAACAGAAAGGUGGAGCUGCAGGGAAACUGAAUGUUUUGAGUAAGCAUGAGGCGAAUUCCACAAAAUAUGUGAUCACUAGUACUUUUUUUAUGAACUCUAUUCCUGUUAAAGUAUUGUUUGAUUCUGGUGCAACUUUUUCUUUUGUUUCUAAGGGUAUUGUUUCAAAACUUAAAGACUUCUUAAACACAGUAGAAGUAGUUGACCUACCUGUAACUAUACCUACGGGUGGGGUAGUGAAAUGAACCAAAACUUUUAGAAAUGUACCUUUAGAAAUAGAAGGGAUGGUAUUCUUGUCUGACCUCAUUGAGUUUGGGUUGAGUGACUUUGAUCUCAUUUUAGGAAUGGACUGGUUGAGUAAGUUUAAUGCUGAGAUAAGUUGUAGGUCAUAGAAAGUGAAGAUGGUCACAAGUGGAAAUGAAUCAGUGACUUACUGGAUGCAUGGUGAAACCAAGUGCCCAAGGUUAAUAACAAUGCUAAAAUUAGCAAAGUACAUGAAGAAGGGGCAUCCAGUAUAUUUCUGUAAUGUUAGAAAUAUGGAUCAUGAACAGGUGACGAACUUAGAGGAUAUAGAAGUAGUCAAUGAAUUUCCGUAUGUAUUUCCAUAGGAGAUUCCUAGAAUGCCACCUAACAGGGCAAUAGACUUUACUAUAGAUUUAGUUCCUGGAACAGCCCCAAUAUCCAAGGCACCAUAUCGAAUGGCACCUGCAGAAAUGAGUGAGUUAAAGGAGUAAUUGCAAGACUUGUUGGAUAAGGGACACAUUAGACCAAGCGCUUCUCCUUGGGGAGUGCUAGUGCUAUUUGUGAAGAAGAAAGAUGGGAGUAUGAGGUUGUGCAUUGAUUAUAAGGAAUUAAACAAAGUGACCAUAAAGAACAAGUACCCCCUACCAAGAAUCGAUGAUUUGUUUGAUCAAUUAAAGGGUACCACAAUGUUUUCGAAGAUUGAUUUGAGGUCGGGGUAUCAACAAUUGAGGAUUGCAGAUGAGGACAUCCCUAAAACUGCGUUUAGGAGAAGAUAUGGACACUACGAGUUUACAGUUAUGCCAUUUGGAUUGACAAAUGCUCCUGCAAUCUUUAUGAAUUUGAUGAAUAGGGUGUUUCAUCAAUUUAUGGAUAAGUUUGUAGUUGUGUUUGUAGAUGAUAUAUUGGUGUAUUCGAAAAGCAAAGAGGAACAUGCAGAACACCUAAGGGCAAUUCUACAAGCACUAAGGGAAAAUCACCUUUACGCAAAGUUUUCUGAGUGUGAGUUUUGGUUAGAAAAGGUAGAAUUUUUAGGCCAUUUUGUGUCCAAGGAUGGAGUAGAAUUAGACCCAGCCAAAAUAGAAGCUGUUAAGAGUUGGCCUACACCAUAGACAAUAUCGGAUGUGCGGAGCUUCUUAGAUUUAGCAGGGUAUUAUAGGCAUUUUUUUAAGGACUUUUUAAAGAUUUCUAAACCUAUGACCACUCUAAUGAAGAAAUACAAGAAGUUUGAGUGGGAUGACAAGUGUGAAGAGGUGUUCCAACUCUUGAAACACAAACUAGUUAUAACACUAGUGCUUACACUACCAGAUGAUAGUGGAAUGUAUAAUGUGUAUAGUGAUGCAUCAAAGAAUGGUUUAGGGUGUGUGCUUAUGCAAAAUGGAAAGGUGAUUGCAUAUGCAUCGAGGCAGUCAAAGACCCACGAAGUGAAUUACCCAACCCAUGAUUUGGAGUUAGCUGCAAUCAUUUUUGCACUAAAGAUUUGGCGCCAUUACCUAUAUGGAGUGAAAUGUAGAAUUUACACAGAUCAUAAGAGCUUAAAGUACAUUUUCACCCAAAGGGAUUUAAACUGUUGUCAAAGAAGAUGGUUGGAGUAUACGACGGAUUAUGACUUAGAUAUACAAUACCAUGAGGGGAAAGCGUGCGUAGUUGUAGAUGCUCUAAGUCGUAAAUCUAGUCAUGGAUUAAACACAUUAGUAGUAGCUAAUGAGUUGUAUAGAGAAAUGAUGAAACUGAAUUUAGAAGUUGUAGAAUGGGGUGUACCAGAAGGUAUUCUUGCGAACCUAAGCAUCCAACCAACAAUAUUAGAUGAGAUACGAGCAAACCAAGAGGGGGAUGUGAAGUAGGACAGGAUUCACGAGAAAAUUAAUCAAGGAAAAGCUACAGACUUAAAAUUCAUGAAGAUGGGAGUUUGAGAUACAAAGGUAGAUGGAGUGUACCACAGAAUUGUGAAGAAGUAAAAAGAAAGUUGAUGGAAGAAGGCCACAAUACACCAUAAUCAGUACACCCAGGAGGGGACAAGCUAUAAAGGAUUUAAAGAAGAUGUUUUGGUGGCCUAGAAUGAAAAAUGAGGUUGCAGAGUUUUUGGAAAAGUGUUUAACAUGCGAAAAGGUGAAGAUAGAACACAAGAGACCUCAAGGGACUGUGCAAUCAUUGGAAAUGCCAGGAUGGAAUUGGGAUUGCAUUUCAAUGGAAUUUGUAACUUGCCUUCCUAAGUCAAGUAGUGGAAAUGACACCAUUUGGGUAGUGGUGGAUAGACUUACAAAAUCUGCGGUGUUUAUACCAAUGAAAGAGAGUUGGAAGAUGGAGCAACUUGCGAAAGGUUACAUCAAACAUGUUGUGAGGUUACAUGGGGUUCCAAAGGACAUAGUGUUUGAUAGAGAAUCAAGGUUUCUUUCAAAACUCUUGAUAAGUCUACAGGAAAAUUUUGGUACAACCCUUAAGAUGAGUACGACAUUUCACCCUUCCACAGAUGGACAAACCGAGAGAACCAUUCAAACCUUGGAGGACAUGCUGAGAGCCUGUGUUAUAGACUUCCAAGGAGGAUGGUAAGAUAGCUUGGACUUAAUUGAAUUUUCCUACAACAAUAGUUAUCAUGCGAGCAUAGAAAUGGAUCCAUUUGAGGCCUUGUAUGGGAGGAAGUGUCGUAGUCCAAUUUGUUGGAACGAUAUUAGUGAAAGUAUGAUUCUAGGGCCUCAAAUGAUUGAGGAUACAAUAAAUCAAGUAAGGGAAAUUCAAGCCAAAAUUCAAGCAGCUCAAGAUCGCCAAAAAAGCUAUGCAGACUUGAAGCGUAGAGAAGAAGAGUUCGAAAUUGGUGAUAAAGUAUUGUUAAAGGUGUCACCAAUGACAGGAGUGAUGAGAUUUGGGAAGAAAGGAAAGCUCAACCCAAAGUAUAUUGGUCCAUAUGAAAUACUACAAAGAAUAGGCAAAGUAGCUUAAAGGUUAGCCUUACCUAUAGAGCUUUGUAAAGUACAUGACGUAUUCCAUGUGUCCCUAUUGAGAAGGUACAUUGCUGAUAAAUCCCAUGUGUUACAACCCAAAACCAUUGAAUUAGAUCAAAGCUUAACUUGUGAAGAAAGACCUGUCAAGAUUCUUGACAGUAAAGUACGUAGUACACGCAAUAAUAAUGUUAAGAUUGUAAAAGUGCUUUGGUCUAACCAAGAAUAUAAGGAAGCCACUUGGGAAGCAGAAGAUGAAAUGAAAAAGAAAUACCCAGAGUUGUUUCAGGUAUGUUGAGUUAUGGGGGCGUAACUCGUUUUCUUUAAGGGGGUAGAAUGCGGUAGAAUUUCGCGCUUUUCCCUAUAUUUUAAGUCAUUUUGUGUGUUUGCAAAAUUUUUACCAAGGAUUUUGAAAAGUUGUGCUCUCAAAGAGUAAACGAAUGACAAAAGGUAAAACAAUAUUAUACAAAAAGAGGAAAAAUUUUGAAUUUCGUUCCCGAAACUUUUUUUUAAGGGGGAUAGACUAUAACACCC
Molecule: messenger RNA, 15540 nt
Organism: Chenopodium quinoa (quinoa)
Lineage: Eukaryota; Viridiplantae; Streptophyta; Magnoliopsida; Caryophyllales; Amaranthaceae
Exons: 5
Coding region: 6486-7694 (402 amino acids)
Source: RefSeq, a predicted model, not a curated record